Messenger RNA from Penicillium brevicompactum, 1257 nucleotides. Its product is annotated as putative mitochondrial translation release factor (RF-1). Gene Ontology annotation, biological process: translational termination. Bases 1 to 1257 code for a protein of 418 amino acids. The transcript is spliced from 3 exons. Gene Ontology annotation, molecular function: translation release factor activity. The record is from RefSeq and is a predicted model, not a curated record. Lineage: Eukaryota; Fungi; Ascomycota; Eurotiomycetes; Eurotiales; Aspergillaceae.
AUGCUCGGCUUCAGGUCAAUAUGUGGAAGUCUGAGGCCUAGGCUUGCAAAUUGGUCGCCUCUGCGCGCACUUCACACCGCUUCAGAUUCCACUGUAUCUCCAGCUCUGUUGACGAGAGCUCGCCUUCUUGCUGCCGAACACUCCAAAUUAGCUGAUCGACUGGGGGAAUCGUUUGACGCAAAAACCGCAAAGAGAGCCGGGGAAUUGGCGCCAAUUGCCAAUGUCUUGAAGGAAUGGGUUAAUGCCAAUGAGUCCAUUGGUGAACUCAAAUCCCUUCUGGAAGACCCCAGUACCGAUGCCGAGUUACGAUCUCUGGCAAUAGAAGAUCUUGAGACCAGCCAUGGUACAUUGCCCGCAAUCUCGGACCGAUUAAAGAAGUCCCUUAUCCCUCGACACCCUUUUGCAAAUCUUCCCUGUCUGCUUGAAAUCAGACCUGGUGCAGGUGGAGACGAAGCCGGCUUGUUCGCCUCUGAAAUGCUACGGAUGUAUAUUGCCUUUUGCUCCCGCCGGGGCCUCCGCCCCAACGUUUUGAAGCAGGAUACCGAAGUUGGGGCGUCCGAUGACCGUCUCACCGAAGCGGUGCUUGAAGUCGAAGCCGACGGGGCAUAUGAUCUGUUACGAACAGAAUCUGGAGUACAUCGGGUGCAGCGAGUUCCUGCAACCGAGACCAAGGGCCGCACCCAUACCAGCGCUGUCAGCGUGAUGGUCCUACCAAGUUUCUCGGAGACCGCGAGUGAGAUGGACAAUGCCUUGAACUUUGAAGAUCCUAGCAGUGAUUACUAUAUCGAUCCUCAAGAGGUGCGUGUUGAGAAGAUGAGGGCGGGAGGUGCUGGUGGACAACACGUGAACAAAACAGAGUCCGCUAUUCGACUGACCCAUAUUCCAACAAACACGGUGGUUUCCAUGCAAGAUGAGCGGUCACAGCAGGCCAACCGCAGAAAAGCAUGGCAGCUUUUGCGCGCAAAGCUGGCCGAAUCCCGCCAGGAGGCUCGAGAACAGGAGCUCGUGCAGCUCAGACGAGGUAUCCUCGGCGGUGUGGCGAAGAUGGGACGAGGAGACAAGAUUCGGACCUACAAUUUCGGUCAAAGCCGCUGCACCGAUCAUCGCACCGGCGUUACCAUCCAUAACCUGGACAGUGUGAUGGACGGAGGUGACGGUCUGGACACUGUCAUGGAGAGCGUGCGGACUUGGAUGGACAACAGCGAAGUCGAAGGCAUGAUCGCCGAGGACAUGGCGAAACAAAACGAUGUAAAAUAG